UAUCAAUACUAGAACCUGUCGAGCACAUCGAUAGUAAAUAUCAAUACCUGCGAGUCCAAGACUCGAAUGUAAUCUUGACGCAUGAGUCUGCUAAAUGUCUAUCACCAAAAUCAGCAAAUUCAAAGCUUCCGAGAACUUCUUCACAAGCGACAAGAUGUCCACAGCUAGCUUUCGUGAAUUUUGGGAUGUUUGUGCCUCCGACGUCGCUCGUAGAACGCACAAUCCCAUAAGAUCGAUUGUAGAAAAUAUCGCCACCGAUCCCAAUCCAAAGAAGCAGAUGAUCGCGUUGUCUAUUGGCGAUCCUACAACUUUCGGCAAUUUAAAACCACCGAAGGAAGUAAUUGAGGCCGUUCAGGAGAGCGUUGCUUCGCAAUUAUACAACGGAUAUGCACCGAGCAUAGGUUAUCAGACGGCGCGAGAAGCCGUAGCUGAGUACAGCUCGAACGAACUCGUGAAAGUCGAUCCCAAGGACGUAAUCCUGUGCAGUGGAUGUUCUUGCGCACUCGACUUGUGUAUUACAGCUUUAGCUCGAGAAGGCCAAAAUAUUCUAAUUCCACGGCCCGGGUUUUCCAUCUACCGAACGCUAGCGGAGGGUCUCGGUAUUAUGGUCAAAACGUACAAUUUACGUCCGGAACUCGGUUGGGAGAUCGAUCUAGACGACCUAAAGGACCAAAUCGACGAGUCGACGGCGGCGAUUGUUAUAAACAAUCCGUCAAAUCCAUGCGGCUCCGUGUUCAGCCGCGACCAUAUACUUGACAUUCUCAACAUCGCCGCACGUUACUACGUACCCAUUAUAGCCGAUGAGAUUUACGAGCACAUGGUAUUUCCAGGACGGACUUUCCACUCGUUAGCGUCUCUAUCGACCGAAGUUCCUAUUUUGUCGUGCAGCGGACUGACUAAAAGAUUUUUAGUACCAGGAUGGCGUAUGGGUUGGAUAAUAAUCCACGAUCGUCAGAACGUGCUGGAAACCGAGAUUCGCAAAGGUUUACAUUGCUUGAGCCAACGAAUAAUCGGCAGCAAUACUAUUGUUCAAGGUGCCUUGCCCAGCAUACUUAGAAAAACUCCACAGAAGUUUUUCGACGAUGUUAUUCGUACUCUACACUCGCAUUCCAAAUUGGCCUACAAGUGCAUCACAAAGAUCCCAGGACUGAAGCCAAUAAUGCCGGAUGGAGCGAUGUACAUGAUGGUCUACAUCGAUCUGCCGUGCUUUCCGGAAUUUAAUUCCGAUCUGGAAUUCGUGCAGAGACUUCUAAUAGAAGAAUCCGUGUUUUGUCUACCCGGCCAGUGCUUUGAUUAUCAUUCUUAUAUGAGACUGGUAAUAACCGUACCAAGUAACAUGCUCGAGGAAGCUUGUCAGAGGAUUCAGGAAUUUUGUAAGAGACAUCAUUAUAAAACGGUGGAGAGCCCGAAAAAGAACAAUUUUGUCAACAUAGAUUCCAGAAGAUUCCAUAUUAAAAAACGACCAAACAUACAGAAAUUAGAACAUUAAUUAAUCUGCAUUAACCCGUUGAGUAGUUUUCUCCGGAUCUCUGAGUUCUUCUGAAUUCAAAAAGAACUCUUCAGCCUUGGUUUUUGCUUUUGUGUAUAUAUACACUGGAAAAAAAGUUUUGUUGUUUUAUGAGAAAUUUUGGUUGAUUCAACCUGUCCGUUUGUUCGAAAAUGAACGAUACAAAUUUUGUAGUUAGAAUUACCAGAGGAUUCUGGUUAAUUCCAUUCUGUUUGAAUCUACCAGAAUUUCUUGUUAAUCUUACUACAUCGUUUUGUUAGGUUUACAAAACUCUACAAAAAUUUCUUAUUAAUCUUAUUAUAUUGUUUUAUUAGGUUAACACAAUUUUUUGGUUAAAAAACGAGUUUGGAUAGAGUUUUUAAAAUAAUAACAAUAUAUCUUGGUUUAAAGUACACUGCAUAUAUUUUACAUAUAUUUUACUAACCUCUAAAAAUCUCUAUAUAGCUGUCGAAAUUCCAUUCGCGCAGAAGAGAAGACAUUUUUUCGUCCGCCAUGCCGUUGAACAGAAUAAUGUAAAUACACGAUUGUAAGAUACACGAAACAAAUAUAAAAGGUACCUUAUGGGUACCGCGUGAUAUUAGUAUCGCAUCGAUACCGCGUUGGUUUGCGCGAGAUUGGCAUGCACCGACUUGCGCUGCGAGAACGAAGGCGCCAGCAUUAUCGCUAUUUUUGUAAAUAUAACAAGAAGUUUUGUAUUAUUUUGUAGAUUCAACAAGAAGUUUUGUAGAUCCAACAAGAAAAACUUAAUCAAAUCUUUAUAGUACAGUUAACCAAACGGUGUAGUUAUAAGCUGUAAAAUCUUGUUAUGAUAACCAGAAAUUCUGUUUCGUUUAAUAAGAAUACGCUCAACCAGAACCGUUUUAUUAUUAUAAUAAAACCAUUUUUCUCAGUGUAUAUCUUCUAAGUUUCUACAUUUUUAUCUUUAAGUGUAUAAUUAUUUGGUCUAUAAUUUUAUCUUCUAUUGUACUUGCUUGUAAAUGCUUGUAUAAUAACUAAAUAAUGUUUCAUAUAUCUGUACUUAUAUGUACUCCGCUUAAUUUUAAAUACAUGGCAAUAAUAAUGAAUAAUUGAUGAAUUAAUGCAUAAUGUUAUAGUGUUAUAAUUCUAAUCUUAAAAACUAGAGCUUGAAAUACCAUUGCAAAACCGAAACUAUAUUAUCGAAUUGCAUUAACCCAAGCUAUUUGCUUCUUGUUUACUUGCAAAACCCAUGAUUGUUUCCAGCUAAAUGUAUUCUGAUAAUACAAGAUAUUUGUUUUUGCUCCAUAUAACUAAGUAAUGUAUUUAAAAUAAAAUUUUCUCUGUGUAUAUUUUUUUCUCUAAUACUUUUAAUACAUGUUUAAAAUCUGCGUAGCAGUAAAGUUGUAAUAUACCAAAAUAGUUAACAUUUAAGGUUAUUCUAUAAAAUACAAAUGCGAGUCAUAAAUCGCAAACAUGAGCAUUAAUAGGCCAAACAAAAGCAUUAAUAGGCAUGAAUAGCUUUUAAAAAAUUACUGCGUGUAUAAAUAGUAUCUGACUCACCGCAUAGUUGUUUCGUUGUCAUUUGAUGGUUCUCUGGAUCUCUCUCUUCUCCUCGUUUCUCAUUUUUCUGUUGUUGCUUCUCCAUGACACCUGCACACAUUCAUUUGCGAAAAUACAUUAAUAACAGUUGCACGCGCAUUAAUCGUUAGCUUACGGCGAAAUGUAAUUUGGCGUAAAUAAGAAUAAUGCAUUUAAAAAAAGAGAGAGAGUUGCCUAAAACUCAAUACUUGCGAGGUCUCGUAAAUUAACGCAAUGUAUAAAUCUCGAAUGUCAGGGAGAAUUUUUAUAAAUCAAUGGAUGUAACAAGCACUAUGUGAUUGACGUAUCAUAGUUAACUAGAUAUAUGAUUGAUUUGUAACUGUACACUGUAAGAAUGAUAGCGUUUUGAGAAAUAAUGGAUACACAAACGGAAUGGCGCGCGCCGCGCGAGUGGCAACACGUCAGUCCUGUGUGCAAGACAGGAUAUCGAUUGCCGUAAAAAGAACUUUAAAUAUAUCGUACUCGAAUUAGUCUCGUCGUACGGUACAUUCAAAUGUACAUUGAAUAUUCUCGCGUUAUAAAUUAAUGAAUAACCAACAUAGCACACUUGAACGCAUAACUCGAUUAAUCAUUCGAUUGGUAAAUAUAUAGAUACGAUAUUGCACUCGCAAAUCCAAAAUCUUUACAAAAAUGACCGUCAUUCGUACAUAUCGUAAAACAAUUGUGCACCUCGGUCCUAUGCUUCUUCGAUUUCUUUUUCUAUGAAUAAAACAAGUGGGAUAU
This is a messenger RNA of Monomorium pharaonis (pharaoh ant), 3787 nucleotides long. RefSeq names its product tyrosine aminotransferase-like. Gene Ontology annotation, molecular function: pyridoxal phosphate binding; L-tyrosine:2-oxoglutarate transaminase activity. NCBI's taxonomy places the organism in Eukaryota, Metazoa, Arthropoda, Insecta, Hymenoptera, Formicidae. Gene Ontology annotation, biological process: aromatic amino acid metabolic process; biosynthetic process. The record is from RefSeq and is a predicted model, not a curated record. The transcript has 11 exons. The coding region runs from base 95 to 1489 and encodes 464 amino acids.